UUUGCUCUGAGUCCGCUCUUCAUUUCCUUUGCGCUUCCAGCAUUGUCUGAAGGCCUCCAUCUGUGGUGGUCCAUUAGCACGUCGGCCAGUUGUGGUUACCGAGAACGAAGCCGGAGAUAACCACAAAAUUUGCAUCGAUCUUGGGGUUCAACACUCACUUCGUUCCGGCAAACCCUCCAGUCUUUCUUCUCGUAAUAGCAGUCAUUCAUUCGAAGCUGUUCCUCUGUAGUUGCGGGCGUCAGUCACGGUCUCUUCGUCAUGAAAAAAUAGGGGUUGAUACCUGCACAGCCUGUACUGAAGAUCCGUUGAUCCCUACGAGCCACAUUGUGAGCAUCACCAUCUGCAGAGAAAGCUCGCCCGAAGACACACCAUUCGUCUACUUCAUCAUCCUCGUCCACCUGCGGUUGAGAAGCCUUCUGUUCGCUAGCCAUCUGGAUCUUCUGAAGCAAAUCGGAUCUGGAACAGUGAGAGAGAGGAAGAAGUUCAGACCCUCAAGCCACCCGGAGGUUCGCAGAGUUGUCUGACAUAGGCAAAUUCCCGAGCUUCGUCGCACCACCACUUAGUUGGUGAGCCACAAUUCACCAUGGCCACCAAACGAAUGAAUGUGCUUGUCUACUCUGGUGCGCUCACUCAGGAAGCGUGGCGAGCCAAUCCAAAUCUAAUGCUUUCUUCAGGAAACGGGAGCACAAUCGAAUCAGUUCGCCACUGCCUCUAUACCCUUCGACGGCUACUUUCGCCCAACUAUGCUGUUAUCCCCGUCACUGGGGAUAUGCUUAUAAAGGAACCGUGGACAGCAAGUUGUGCUGCUUUAGUGUUUCCAGGCGGCGCCGACCAGGGUUACUGCAGAACCCUCAAUGGCGAUGGGAACAGGCGGAUUCGUCAGUUCGUCGAGCGCGGCGGCACCUACAUUGGAUUUUGUGCUGGUGGCUACUACGGCAGCAAGCGGUGCGAAUUCGAGGUAGGAGAUAAGCUCAUGGAAGUUGUUGGCGAUCGAGAACUUGCAUUCUACCCUGGAGUCGCUCGAGGCUGUGCGUUUCCGGGAUUUGUCUAUCAUAGCGAGAAAGGCGCUCGGGCUGCAGAUCUCAGAGUUGACAAAACCGUUUUAUCGGCUGGAGCAGUGCCCAGUGUCUUCAAGUCUUAUUACAAUGGUGGUUGUGUCUUUGUGGAUGCGCCAAAGUUCAAGGAUCAAGGCGUCGAAGUCCUUGCCAGCUACCUAGAGCCUAUUGCAGUUGAUCCGGGGGAAGGUUCCGCUGCUGUUGUAUACUGCAAGGUUGGUCAAGGUGCAGCGUUACUGACAGGACCACAUCCAGAAUUUGCAGCUGCCAACCUUGAGUCCAAACCAGAUGCCCCGGGCUUCUCAGAGGUUAUCGCGACCUUAGCAGCCGACGAGAAGCACCGGAUGGACUUCGUCAAAGCAUGCCUGACCAAGCUCGGCCUCACCGUGAGCGACGAACAAAAUGUACCGUCCCUUUCCUACAUGCAUUUAUCCUCGUCCACUCCCACCGAAACAGCCAACAUAUUGUCUUCAAUAAGCCACCUUAUUGAGAAGGAUGAACGGUCGGAAGAAUAUUUCAAGGAUGAAAAUGACACAUUCCACAUCAUCCGGCCAUCAACCUGGAGAAUGGUUGAUUUGGCUACAGCAUUGCCUUCGCACACUGACGGCAAGGAAGUUGCUGACCAGCUCGAUGGCAGCUCCGACCGAAUAGUCGACUAUAAUACGGUAACGAAACAUAUCAUCGUUCACGACGACGAUUACCCCGAGUCGAAAUCAACACCAUAUUUCAACCACCAGGCCUUCUAUGCAAAUCUCCACCACUAUCAAUCCCAGCUCCCCGGCGCAUCGAAUUUUGGCGCUCAUCUACUCUACGGCGAAGUGGUGACUUCCACGAAUACGUUGCUUGAGAAGAACACUAAGCUGCUUCGGAAUCUUCCCCAGGGUUUCACAGCCACAGCCACGGUCCAGGUUGCUGGCAGGGGCAGAGGUUCCAAUGUCUGGGUUUCACCCCCGGGGAGUCUAAUGUUCAGCACCGUCAUUCGACAUCCCAUGGCCCAGAUGCAAGCUGCUCCGGUCGUGUUCGUUCAGUACCUGGCAGCCAUGGCGAUAGUGCAGGGCAUCAAGUCUUACGACGGCAGACUUUACCGAGAUCUGCCUAUCAAGUUAAAGUGGCCGAAUGAUAUAUUUGCUUUGGAUCCUGCCAAAGCCAAGGAGAAUGGUGGCGAUAAGAACGAGAACUAUACCAAGAUUGGUGGCAUCUUGGUCAACAGUCAUUACAACAGCAAGGAGUACAUUGCCGUGUGUGGGAUCGGUCUGAAUACAGCCAAUGCUGCGCCCACCACGUCGCUGAACCAACUCACGCAGUUCCUCCCGCGUGACGUGGAACCAUUUACGCUAGAAAAGCUGCUGGCGAGAGUCCUGACUGUCUUUGACGACCUCUAUGCUCGAUUCUUAGUCACGGGGUUCGAUGAAGUCAUGGAAAAGAUGUACUACGAGCAUUGGCUGCACAUGGACCAAAUUGUCACUCUAGAAGCUGAGGGUGGUCAACGAGCACGGAUCAAAGGUAUCACCAGGGACUAUGGUCUGCUUAUCGCGGAGGAGCUAGGAUGGGAAGAUCGGGAGACUGGCAGAAGGUGGACUUUGCAGAGUGACGCCAAUAGCUUUGAUUUUUUCAAAGGUCUUGUCAAGAGAAAGCUUUGACGCACAGGUUUGAACAGGAAAGUAACAGCCCUACCGUCAGGUCGGUCUUGGCCUCAGCCUAACCGGCUGUAGACCUUUACCGUCGUAACGGCUUUUGGCUGCAAAUCAAGCCUGAUGGAUAAGCCAUAUAGAUCGCAUUGAGCAGGUUCACAACCUACAGCUCGCACACUUGGCCAUACGCCACGCACCAGUAACUUGAAGCACGUCCGAGGUGGUUACUGCCAGUGCCACUCCUCAGCAGCUUUGGCCAGCUAGGGCGCACGUCAGCCCACAGACCUGCUGCAACAGUGUCACUCGAUGUGGCUGCAGUAACUGAGAGUCAAGGAUUGGGUGUGGACCAUGAGCCUCCACCGAAAGAUGUUGACGAUGCACAAGAGUGGCUCCCGAGUUCGGACUUGCAACUGACUGAGGUAUGCUCACAGAAUCCUUGGCGUCUGGCUCUCUAUCAAAAGGAUGGAGAAACGCACAUCCGUGACUAUCUCAGAAACUGGGCUGAGGAGUCUGCCUGACACAGUGCCUGGACAUGAGCUUGUGCUGCUGAAGAGUAUGUUUGUACGAACUUGGUUUAGUUGAGACAACGCGUCAAAGGCACCCUCUGGCGUUGGAUCGCGCUGGAUUCCGUAUCGAGACACAUUGCCUUACUCUUCACCUAUAGCCGGCGUGGGACUGAGUUCUUCCAUGAGCAGCUGCGAAAAGAACCUUGCCUCAGGACUAGCCAGCUAGAGCAGGUCAGUCAGCUUGUGGCUUGGCGUGGAAUGCAGACAAUCGACGAUCUUGUCCUCAGGCUCUGCGGAAAUUUGAAACCUGGGGCCAUGGGAGCCUCAUGACGCUUACAAUAUCCUUGUGUCAUCAGCUUGGACAGACGAGGAUUGUGUUGCAUACUCAGUCCAACGAUGCUCAGGACACUGCAGCGAGUAAGCCCACUGGCACCUUGUUGUGAUGGAACUCCGCUGGUGUCGAAAGUUUCGCAAGCAGUGGAAGCCAUACCCUGUUCCAGUUACAUUCACGACCUGAUCACCGCCAUUUCCACUCUUGGAAUGGCCUUCUCUGAUAUGUUGUUUAUCGGCUGGGGAGACCAGCUGUUACAGAAGCUGGUUGUCGGGUGUCAUGGCGACGCGCCGUCACAUCAGGCCCAUGUCCCACUGGAUUCCUCCAAAUGAACAAGGGUUUGGAAUUUGCGCAGCCUGAACGCUUGAACGUACCCGUGGAGCCUAUUUGCUGGUCACAUAAUGAUCGCAUCUGCUGUUGACAGAAACUUCCUUCGUCUGGCCUUGACUUUACCAUACAACUAGUACGAGCUGUUCCUUGCGGUGGGAUGGGCAAUGUGUGGAGCUCAAGAGAUACCGUUGGCUGGUGCAGCCGCCGUACAAGGCAGCUGGACUCCCAGGCUCGCGUGCAUUCGUGGGUGGCGUCCCGCAACCUUACAUGGCCCUCGGAUGUCAGACCGUUGGAGGGACCGGGCGUUUGAUUGGCACAUGGCACUCGAGUCAAGGAAUACCAUACCAGCUCCAUACCCCAGUUCUCGCUAAUGUUCGGGCGUAGUGGCUUGCCUCUGCUAUAGUUACU
Molecule: messenger RNA, 4261 nt
Organism: Exophiala xenobiotica
Lineage: Eukaryota; Fungi; Ascomycota; Eurotiomycetes; Chaetothyriales; Herpotrichiellaceae
Product: biotin-[acetyl-CoA-carboxylase] ligase
Exons: 3
Coding region: 584-2695 (703 amino acids)
Biological process (GO): protein modification process
Cellular component (GO): cytoplasm
Molecular function (GO): biotin--[biotin carboxyl-carrier protein] ligase activity
Source: RefSeq, a predicted model, not a curated record